This is a messenger RNA of Amphimedon queenslandica, 2878 nucleotides long. RefSeq names its product V-type proton ATPase 116 kDa subunit a-like. Bases 117 to 2780 code for a protein of 887 amino acids. Lineage: Eukaryota; Metazoa; Porifera; Demospongiae; Haplosclerida; Niphatidae. The record is from RefSeq and is a predicted model, not a curated record. Gene Ontology annotation, biological process: vacuolar acidification; proton transmembrane transport. Gene Ontology annotation, cellular component: vacuolar proton-transporting V-type ATPase, V0 domain; vacuolar proton-transporting V-type ATPase complex; plasma membrane. The transcript has 25 exons. Gene Ontology annotation, molecular function: ATPase binding; proton-transporting ATPase activity, rotational mechanism.
AUAUAUCUCCAUUUUGCUUUGCUGUGUGUUUGCAAGGAAGGAGAAGAGAAGGAUUUAAAGCUACUUAUUGACAACUUUUCUGUAUUAAAACUCUUUGGUGAGAGGCGGAAUUUAAAAUGGCCUACUCUUUAUUUCGCUCUGAGGAGAUGACCCUGGCCCAGUUGUUCCUCCAAUCUGAUUCAGCUUAUUCCUGCGUCAGGGAACUGGGAGAGAUAGGGAAAGUACAAUUUAGAGAUCUCAAUCCCGAUGUCAGUGCUUUUCAGCGGAAGUUUGUGAAUGAAGUUCGUCGCUGUGAUGAAAUGGACAGGAAACUAAAAUUUUUGACUAAUGAAUUGGAAAAGGCAAACAUUGAGCCAAGACCAGCUGGUAACAUUGGAGCACCUGAUCCUCAGGAACUCAUUGAUUUGGAAAGUAAGUUUGAAGUCCUUGAGGCAGAGGUUAAGGAGAUCAAUACGAACAAGGAGACUCUGAAACGGAAUCGUCUUGACCUGAUUGAGUUGCAGCAGAUUCUAGUGAAAGCUCAAAUAUUCUUUCAAGAAGCGGAGCAAUACAGUAACUUGAGGGCCCCACCCACUGGAUUUGAAGUUGGAGCUGAAGAGAGAGCUUCGUCUCCUACAGGUCUUCUUGACGAGGGGCCUGACCCAGCUACCCAGGGAUCCCAAACUAAAUUCAUGUUUGUUGCAGGUGUCAUUGCCCAGGAGAGAUUGGCUUCAUUUGAGCGUGUUCUCUGGAGGGCAUGUCGGGGGAACGUCUACAUGAGACAAGCUGCAAUUGAAGUUCCUCUUGAAGACCCAACAACUGGCACAUUGGUCUACAAGGUGGUGUUUGUUCUCUUCUUUCAAGGAGAUGCAUUGAGGACAAGAGUGAGAAAAAUAUGUGAAGGGUUCCGGGCCACUCUCUACCAGUGUCCUGAGACUGCCCCUGAGAGACAGGAUAUGGCCACUGCCGUUAAUAACAGGCUGAUUGAUCUUGAUACCGUCCUUAACACAACACAGGAGCACAGCCGGACACAGCUCCAGGAGAUUGCUCAAGAAAUUGACAUUUGGCAGCAAAAGGUGACUAAAGUGAAGGCCAUUUACCAUACAAUGAACAUGUUCAACCUUGACAUGGCCCAGCAUUGUCUUGUUGCUGAGUGUUGGUGUCCAGUUGAAGAUCUUGAUCAAAUACAGGGAGCUUUAAUGAGAGGAACAGAGCGGAGUGGGUCGACUGUCCCUUCUAUUCUGAACAGGAUGCACACCAGAGACUCUCCGCCCACUUAUUUCAAGACUAAUAAGUUUACGAAAGGUUUUCAAAAUAUUGUUGACGCUUACGGAAUAGCUUCAUACCAAGAGGUUAACCCAGCUUUGUACACUAUCAUCACCUUUCCUUUCUUGUUUGCUGUCAUGUUUGGUGAUGCCGGUCACGGUCUUAUAAUGGCCCUGUUCGCUCUGUCUCUUGUUAUCUUUGAGAAGAAGCUUGAGAAAUCUGUUGGAGAAAUGUUUGGUACAAUCUUCCAUGGCCGCUACAUUAUACUGCUGAUGGGUCUUUUCUCCAUAUACACUGGUACCAUUUAUAAUGAUAUCUUCUCAAAGUCUGUCAACCUUUUUGGGUCUCACUGGAACCUUUCCUACGUUAGCAACGGGGACCCUUGCUGUUUCUCAACGGACUGUACUAGAGUAUAUGACAAUGAAGCCACAGGCGUUACAACUGUGCCCCCUGAGGCCCAAAUAUUCCAGGACCCCUACCCUAUCGGGCUUGAUCCAAUUUGGCAGGUGGCAGAGAAUAAGUUGCUCUUCACUAACUCUUACAAGAUGAAGAUGUCCAUUACUCUUGGAGUCUUCCAGAUGACAUUUGGUGUCAUUCUAGGGAUAUUCAACUACGUGCAUUUUAAAGAUUACAUCAGUAUAUUUAGUGAAUUUAUACCUCAGAUGUUGUUCCUGCUCUGUAUCUUUGGUUGGCUGGUGGUUCUGAUGUUCAUUAAAUGGAUAGUAGCCUACUCUCCAAUAUUUACUGCUCCUAGCCUUCUCAUCACGCUCAUUAACAUGUUCCUCCAGUUUGGGCAGUCUCCUGUAGUUAAAGAUGACUGUACUGAUGUAACAGCUAAUGAUCCUUGUCUCUCGGAUAACCAGUACUCAGUCUUUAGUUCUAGUGUUGAAGCUGCCAAUGGUCAGAAAUUUUUCCAAAUAAUUCUGGUGAUUGUAGCCGUAGCCUGUGUCCCGUGGAUGUUGCUAACUAAACCGAUUUACAAGAUGAUAAAGCAAAAGAGAGCACUCAAGAAUAACUAUUCUCGUCAUAUUGAAACUGGUUCUGAUUCUGAGACAGGUGAUACUGAUACUGAUAUGGUUAAGCAUCAUGAUGACGACGAUCAGCCAAACAAGCAAUCAGGAGACGAGGGGGAGGAGCAUACGGAGACCUCAGAGCUGUUUGUCCAUCAGGCUAUACACACCAUUGAGUAUUGCCUUGGUACCAUCUCAAACACUGCUUCGUACCUACGACUGUGGGCUCUGAGUCUCGCUCACGCUGAGUUAUCUGAAGUGUUGUGGACCAUGGUGUUACAGAUUGGUCUGAGAGGUAUCACUGGUUUCUUCAUUCUUGAUGGAAUUGUCCUAGUGCCACUUUUUGCCGGUUGGGCAGUAUUGACCGUUGGUAUCUUGCUUGUAAUGGAAGGACUGUCAGCUUUCCUUCAUGGCCUUCGUCUUCACUGGGUCGAGUUUCAGAGCAAGUUCUAUGCGGGUGCUGGUUACAAGUUUGCUCCAUUUUCCUUUGAAGCCAUACUGUCUGGUGAAGAAGACUCUGGAUAACUUAUAAUAUAAACUCUGUGUGUGUGCAUAUCUUAUGUUAUAAUGCUGAUCUUUAGUUAGUAUCAAUAGUGUUUAUUAGCAGUAGUUAUGUAGUUCAU